AUGGGCUCAGUCGCAAACUCCGACCUUACGCUACCCGACGCUGUGGUUCCUAAACGCGAGCCUAGUAUAGAGAGAUAUACUUCCUCCCCAGCCUCAUCGCCUGAGCGUGAUGAUAGUGCUGGCGCCGUCUCGGAGAAGACCAACCAGGAGCCUGCGCCAGCACCGAAACGCAAAGGAGGUCGGAAGCCGAUCUAUGCCACGUCCGAAGAGCGUAAGCAGAGGAAUCGUCAGGCGCAAGCAGCAUUCCGUGAACGACGAACAGAGUACAUCAAGCAGCUAGAGACAACCAUCCAACACCAUGAGGAGACGUUGCAAAACCUCCAGCAGAGUCACCGUGCCGCGGCUGAUGAAUGUCUAAUGUUGCGUUAUAAGAAUUCUCUGCUAGAACGCAUUCUUCUGGAGAAAGGCAUUGAUGUACAGGCCGAACUUGCCCUCAAGGGCAGCCCCAAUCUUCGCCCUCACCGUGCGCCUCCGAUCACCGGUCAGGCAUCGCCCAUGCAGAAAGCCAUGAUGAGUCGUCAGCAGCAAGCGAGACAUCGUCCUGCAAUGGCACCGCCUAUUCAGACUGUAAAUUCAUCUUCCCAGGUUGGUGGACAAGGGAGUUUCGCAGGCUCACCCAACGUACAGCCCACUCCACCUUCACAGCAUUCAUCACCCUCAGCAGCACGAUCGCCCGGCUUUGCCCUGCAAGGUGGGAUGACCUCGCCGGCCGCUGACAUGACAAGUCAGCCACAGCAGCAGCAAGCAGGAGGCCGGACACUACCGCCUCCGCAGCACCAAAACUAUGCGCAGCAGCGUCGAAUUCCAGGACGAUCAAUGUCGUCGAAUUCCAACGCUCCGCAAGGCUUCCCACCUCGCCCCCAGCCGAAUCCUACCAUGCAAGAUAAUUACUAUCCUCCCUCUUUUCAGAAACAUUAUUCGCAGCUAGGCAAGUGUACAGAGCAGGAGUACGAUGCACAACCCGACAUCAUGGACGAUUUAGACGGCGACGAUGUCGAUACCGACAGCUUCAUUCCUAACUUCCGACUUCCUCCUACGACUGGGCACACCAUGCAAAUGGGCAUGCAAGCAUCGCCCCCUAUGACGACGAGUGCUGCUAGCGAUGGAGGCAGUGGAAACCUCUUAAUUGAUCCGUACGACCCAAUGCUGGACGCAGAUCCAUUCGGUCUGACGGCAAGCAUGCAUUUUCCGAACCCUUACACAUAUCCGCCGUCACAGUCCAGGAGGUAG
Molecule: messenger RNA, 1230 nt
Organism: Exophiala spinifera
Lineage: Eukaryota; Fungi; Ascomycota; Eurotiomycetes; Chaetothyriales; Herpotrichiellaceae
Exons: 4
Coding region: 1-1230 (409 amino acids)
Cellular component (GO): RNA polymerase II transcription regulator complex
Molecular function (GO): transcription cis-regulatory region binding; DNA-binding transcription activator activity, RNA polymerase II-specific
Source: RefSeq, a predicted model, not a curated record